AUGCCGUCUGCAGUGCGAAUGAACGAGAGCCAAAGAGCAGUGCCCAAUUUCGUCAAGCCCGGAAAACCGGCUGUCUGCUGGAAAUCUCAAGGCAUUGAUGUGUUAGAUGCAAAGGAGGUGAUAGCCCAAGCAUUCUUGCUCAAAGCUGUGGAUACGUUAAGCUUAAUUUCCAUCUCAUCUUAUAACUAG
Messenger RNA from Plenodomus lingam JN3, 189 nucleotides. The record is from RefSeq and is a predicted model, not a curated record. NCBI's taxonomy places the organism in Eukaryota, Fungi, Ascomycota, Dothideomycetes, Pleosporales, Leptosphaeriaceae.